This is a messenger RNA of Argentina anserina (silverweed cinquefoil), 2286 nucleotides long. Its product is annotated as extensin. The coding region runs from base 207 to 1610 and encodes 467 amino acids. The record is from RefSeq and is a predicted model, not a curated record. The transcript has a single exon. Lineage: Eukaryota; Viridiplantae; Streptophyta; Magnoliopsida; Rosales; Rosaceae.
CUCUCCCGGUGUGUUUUACAUAUUUUCUCAAUAAAAUUAAGCCCCUUGAAAUUUUUUAUGUAAAACUAAAGUUGCUGACCCCAAACUUCUGGUACCUAUAAAUAACAGCAGAAACAAACCAUUUCUCAUUGUGUUCGAUUACUAUAUUUCUACAUUGAUUUGUAGAUAGACUCUCUAGUUCAAACUAUUACUUGUGAUUAAUAACCAUGGCAUCACAACCAGCUCGUCCGUGGUUUCGACUAAGCUCCAUGGUGCGUCCAGCAGGGCCUGGGCCAACCCCAACCCCGACCCCCACUCCUGCACCAGCCCCUGCACCAACUCCUGCCCCUGCACCACUGGUUCGACCUACAUUGAGGCCACUAGCUCGUCUUCCUGCAGAUGAAGACACUCCACCACCACAAGCAGCUCGAGCUCCAACUUCGCCACCACCACCAGCCCCAACUCCAAUUCCCCCAGCACCAUCACCACCUCCUGCUGUGACUAGCACUAGUACAUCUGUCCCGUCGUCGCCAGCUCGUGGCAUUAAUUCUACUCCCUCUGCAGCAUCCCCUCCAGCUACUGCAAUUGCCGUCACAUCUUCUGCUUCAUCUUCAGUUCCACCAUCUCCUGGAAACAAGGGAGCUUUAUCCUCUACAUCAGGAGUGCCAUCUCCUAGAAACAGGAUCACUACUUCACUGCCCAACUCUCCAUCCUCCAGAGCAGCAGCACCACCACACACUUCUCCACCAAAACCCACAGCCACUGCAAAUUCAGUGCCACCACAAACCUAUUCUCCUCCUAAACCCAGAACCACAACCAUUUCACCAGCCAGUUCUGCUCGGGAACCUAGUCCUAAUUACAAUCCAUCUCCCAGAACCGUUAAGCCGGCAAAUAACACCCCACCUCAGUCACCUAACAGGCUCAAACCUACUGCCCCGCCACCCUCUCCUCUCACCUUGCCACCAUCUCAGUUAAGGUCCAGCACUGCAGAUCAAAUUGAUCAAAGGAUUCCAUUAGAGGCUGAGCAGAAGACAGUGCUGCUCCAAAAGACCAUUGAUCAAAAGCCCAAUUCCUGGUUCAGUACUGGUGGCUCAAAGCAGGAUCAUGACUCUCAAAAGCCUCACCAUCAUCCCCACCAUGCGAAACAGGAAGACAAAAUCAACCGGAAGAAGUUAUCAUCUGAUUCUGAGGAUGCUCCAGGCAUGAGGGUUAUAACUCUUGCAGGUGAAAACAAAGGGGCUUAUAUGGAACUCAUUCGAUCCCCAAAUAAACAUCCUGAGCAACAUGGGGAGUACUCACAUUUUCUUCACAAGAAAGGCAACCAUGGUAAGUCAGGGCAGACAAUUGGGACUCAUCACUCAGAUAAAAGCUCCAGCAGCAGCAGCAGUAGUGGUGAGGAAGGCAAGCCGAAAAUGAAGGACAAAAGUCACCGCAAAGGACCCAAGGGAGGGAACUCGCCACAGCUACCUCUAAGUUCAUUUACAAAUAGUAAUGUUCAAGGCAUUAACAACUCCAUUCUCUACAACAGUUCCUGCACUCACCAUGACCCUGGAGUGCACCUUGCUCUCACGAGGAAGCCCAAUGGGGAUGGAUUCGAUGUCAAGAGCCAUGUCAAUGGUCGCCAUAAUUAAGGGAGAAUCGAUCAAAGGAGAACCAUCAACAGAUUUUAAUUAAUUACUUUCAUGUUUUGGACUGAUUAGGCUACAAUAUCUAUAAUUUGUGCUAAGAAUAAAAAAUAUGAGUGAUAUAUGCAAGUGUUGGAAAAGGAUGGCAUAUAUGAUAUAUGGGUUCUGAUUCUUCAGCUUUCCACUCCUAGUUGGAUGUGACUGAAGAUUGUUGAUUGCCUUGUUUCCUAAUAAAAGGGGUCUAUGGCCUGUUGAUUAUGCAGUGCUAGAUCAAUGCCCACAAGGGAAGCUUGUAUCUUUUUCUAUCAGUUUCAUUUUUACUAAAGCUGUCUAAAUUUGAUAUAGAAACUUGUCAGACAUUUUAUACAACACCAUCUUCCUUAUCAAUCAUCAUCAUUACAAAAAUGCAAUGUUUCGGGGCAUAGUAAAUCAAAAGUCAGAAACUUGAGCAAUGAUAAACAUGGUUUCAGAAGUACUCACUUGGGCUCCUUGCUGUGGUUUUGAGCAUCAUAUUGCCGUGAUUGCUUUCUGAAGAGACAGAUAGGGGGAAGAAUCAGGGGAGGCUUCUUUGAGAAAUAAGAAGUUAGUGAGAGAAAAUGGUGUCAGAUAAAGUUGGUUUCUUGGAUUGGAUUGCACCCAGAAGAAUCUCAGAGGAGUUGCUUGUUUCUUCAGAAAACAGACG